Colletotrichum graminicola M1.001 is the source of this 729-nucleotide messenger RNA. RefSeq names its product bZIP transcription factor. The transcript is spliced from 2 exons. NCBI's taxonomy places the organism in Eukaryota, Fungi, Ascomycota, Sordariomycetes, Glomerellales, Glomerellaceae. Gene Ontology annotation, cellular component: transcription regulator complex. The record is from RefSeq and is a predicted model, not a curated record. The coding region runs from base 1 to 729 and encodes 242 amino acids. Gene Ontology annotation, molecular function: DNA-binding transcription factor activity, RNA polymerase II-specific; RNA polymerase II cis-regulatory region sequence-specific DNA binding. Gene Ontology annotation, biological process: positive regulation of cellular response to amino acid starvation.
AUGGACCUGCAUGACUUGGAUCUUGAGGACUUUACUGGCUUUGAGGGCGGCGCCUCUACUACCUACUCGUCGCCCGCCAUGCCUUCCGUCUUUGACCUCGGCGGAAGCGCGGCGGGUGCCAGUAACUUGGGAACUGUGUCUCCCCAGGACUUGUUUAUCCAGGAGCCUUUCAUGUCUGCUCCAAAUUCAACGGCUUUGACGGCCUUGACCUCGCCCUCUGUCUACAACGAAUCUCCUGAGUUUAACGAUAGCUAUAAUGUCUCUCCCAACUUCGGGACUGGCGACUUCGGCACUGGUGAUUUCGACUCUGGCUCGGGUGAUUCAUGGUUUCCAUUGUUCCCCCAAGAACCAGCACCAGCUAGUAAGGAUACUGUUGCCGACAAACAACAACUGGUCGAGCAGUCGCCCGCCACCAACGCUGAUGAUCUUGAGGUUGUUGAAUCUUCGUCUUCCUCUGGGCAUCGAAAGUCUGCCAACUCAUCUCCGUCUGGCUCCGCACGUCAUUCCUCCGUUGCGGGUGUCAACUCUCGUCGACGAGACAAGCCGUUGCCUCCCAUCAUUGUUGAGGACCCCAAUGACACUAUCGCCAUGAAGCGGGCCAGGAAUACCCUUGCUGCUCGCAAGUCUCGCGAGCGCAAGGCACAACGUUUCGAAGAUCUUGAGGAGAAAAUCCGCAAAUUGGAAGCAGAGCGAGAUCACUGGAAGAGUAUUGCUUUGGGUCGGUCUUGA